AUGCCAGACAUAACCACCUUGGGCAGCCAUAACGGCGGUGACGCAGUUGUGGACGAGGAAGCCGCACAUGAUGCAAUUCCAGGUCACCCUCUAGGUGUCAAACCGAGUGGCAAUGCACUUUUCGCCUCUGAGAACAUUCGAAAUGCGAUUGGCACAUUCAAUCUGGUACCCGACGAGUUGAUUCUGAUAUUAUUGGAGUUCCUUGACUGCCGGAGCCUUUUGCAGCUGGGCCAGACAUGCAAGGCGUUUUAUGCUUUCACGAGGACGGAGGACUUAUGGAAGGCCCUUUUUACCAGCUCUUCCCCUGCAUCGUUUGCCUGGAGAGGAACAUGGCGCGCCACGUACCUGAACCUGCAACCUUCUAGAGUCGCCUAUCUGGACUGUUCGAGCCUGUUUUCAGAUACCUUGCAUCGACCGUUCUACUGUGCGCACCUUUCCCUAGACCCAUACGCCUCUAAUAUCCCUGCUCGAAACCAAAUCACCCGCCUACCGAACCUUACCCCCGAAGAAUUUCAGGAGAAAUGGUCGAACACGCCGUUCAUCCUUACAGAACCUGUGAAAGAAUGGCCAGCAUAUCACCAAUGGUCAGUGGAAACACUGCUACCUAAACAUGGAGAGACACCGUUCCGAAUAGAGGCGGUGGACUGGCCUCUAAGGACAUACGUGGACUACAUGAACAAUAACUCGGAUGAAAGCCCAUUGUAUCUCUUCGACAAGGAGUUCGUUUCAAAGAUGGGAAUCAAGGCGGGACCUCGAGACCAGGAGCCAGAUGCUAUGUACUGGCCGCCACCUUGUUUCGGAGAAGACUUUUUUUCGGUUCUUGGGAACGACCGACCUGAUAGACAGUGGCUCAUAAUCGGACCCGAAAGAUCUGGAAGUAAGUUCCACAAGGAUCCCAAUGCUACCAGUGCUUGGAAUGCCGUCGUUCGUGGCUCUAAAUACUGGAUUAUGUUCCCUUCCUCAUCUAAGCUCCCGGCUCCACCUGGAGUAUACGCGUCGGAGGAUCAAAGUGAGGUGACUUCCCCACUAAGUAUCGCGGAGUGGCUUUUGGGCUUCCAUGCUGAGGCCCGCCGUACACAAGGUUGUAUCGAAGGCAUCUGCGGGGAAGGAGAAAUUCUCCACGUUCCAUCUGGAUGGUGGCAUCUGGUGGUAAACCUUGAACCCGCUAUCGCAGUUACGCAGAACUUUAUCCCACGUGCCCACUUGACCGCCGCAUUGGAUUUCCUUUCCAACAAAGCCGACCAGGUAUCUGGUUUCCGGAGAGGCGUUACUAAUCCAUACGAACGAUUCGUGGCCAAGAUGCAGGAAUCCGACCCGGAAUCUUUGCAGAGUGCUCUAGACGAGCUGAAAAAGAAAUCCGAAGGCAAGAAGCGCAAGUGGGAUGAAAUCGUACACGGCAAACCGAGCACAGAUGAUGCGAAUGGCGAGCCCGACACCGGUGGAUUUAGCUUCGGAUUCGGUGACGACAGUGAUGCGGAAGUCCCAUGA
Molecule: messenger RNA, 1488 nt
Organism: Aspergillus puulaauensis
Lineage: Eukaryota; Fungi; Ascomycota; Eurotiomycetes; Eurotiales; Aspergillaceae
Product: putative F-box and JmjC domain protein
Exons: 2
Coding region: 1-1488 (495 amino acids)
Cellular component (GO): nucleus
Molecular function (GO): cis-regulatory region sequence-specific DNA binding; protein binding
Source: RefSeq, a predicted model, not a curated record